AUGUCGUGGCGAGCAGCGGUGACCACCGCGACCCAUGGCUGCUCUCCGCGCGCCGACGACCUCUUUGGGCCCGUCGUCGGCCGUCAAUGCCGCGGAGGGUUCGACUUGACCCUGUUGUUCGAGCAGGCCGUGCUGUCGAUAAUCCCGGCCGCAAUCAUCAUCGUUGCCUUCCCCCUGCGCUUCGCCUACCUCGCCACGGCUCGCCCGAAAACGCUGCUUCGUCCGGCCCGGUUCUGGAAGCUGCUCGCCGCGUGCGUCUUCCUCCUCCUCCAGCUCGCUCUCCUUGUCCUCUGGUCCCACGAUGAGGCCAACCGCACGAGGGCGUCGCUGCCCCUGGCCGUGCUCAAUGUCAUUGUGGCCAUUCAGCUGGUGGUACUGUCGUGGAUGGAGGACGGCCGGUCGAUCCGACCCUCGUCCAUGCUGAGCAGCUACCUCGCCAUCACCGUCGUCCUCGACAUUGCUCAGGCCAGGACACUAUGGCUCCGACGCCUGAACACGCCCAUUGCCGCCGUCUUUACCGCCACAGUUGCUGUCAAGGCCGUCAUGCUGCUCCUCGAGAGCCGCAAAAAGACGAGAUACCUCAAGCAAGCCCAUGCCGACCUGCCCCCCGAGGCGACCAGCGGCAUCAUCAACCGCAGCUUCCUCUGGUGGCUCAACGACCUGUUUCGCCGCGGCCUCCAUACCGACCUUACCCUCGACGAUCUGUACCCCCUGGACGACGAGCUUGCUUCCGGUCCGCUGAGCACCAAAAUUCAACAGGCCUGGUCGCAGCGUCGCAAGCCCGAGCGCCGCUUCGAGUUUCCCCUGGCGGCCUGGAGGGCCAUGCGCUGGCACAUCUUGUCUGCCAUAAUCCCUCGUCUCUUCCUGAUUGCGUUUACAUUUGCACAGCCCUUUUUGAUUUCUCGUGUCCUCAACCUCCUGUCCGAGCCCGACAGCCAGCCUGCCCGCAACGUAGGCUACUCACUGAUCCUGGCGGCGGCCUUCAUCUACAUGGGAUUGACGCUGUCUACUCUCUACUAUAACCACAGCGUCUACCGGUUCAUGACCAUGUUCCGUGGCGCCAGCGUGUCGCUGAUUUUCAAUCACAUGCUCACGCUUCCACUUGGCGAGUACGACGACUCGGCCGUCGUGACCCUGAUGAGCACAGACGUGGACCGUAUUGUCCUCUGUCUUAUUAGUCUAAAUGAAAUUUGGGCGCGCGUCAUCGAGGUCGCUGUGGGAAUUGUGUUGCUGGCCCGGCAGCUUGGCUGGGUAUGCCUCGUGCCGCUCUUUGUCGUCGUCGUGUCCUUUUUCGGAAGCGCGGAAAUCUCGAGGACAAUUGGCGCGCGCCAAAGGGUUUGGAUAGACGCUGUGCAGCAACGCAUCACCAUCACCGCCUCGAUGCUGGCCGAGAUGAGGAGCGUCAAGAUGAUGGGUCUGAGCCCUGUGUUGUCUGCCAUCGUCCAGGAUCAGCGAGUCCAGGAGACGCGGCGCAUGGCGGCGGCCAGAUGGAGCAUCGUCUGGCAAAACGUCGUACAGAACCUGCCCUGGGCGGUGGCCCCGUCGCUCACAUUCAUCAUCUACGUCGCGCAAGCCACGGCACGGGGCAAGUCCUCCAUCGACGUCACCCAGGCCUUUACCGCCUUGUCCAUCAUCACCUUGCUCACGGACCCUGCCUCCAAGCUCCUGAGCGCCAUACCCUCUACCGCUGCCAGCCUGGGGUGCUUUGACCGGAUCCAGGAGUUCCUCGUGGCCCGUCCGAGAACCGAUCCCCGCUUCGCUGCAUCGCCGUCGAGAACGGCACAGGGCCAAGAUGCCGCGGCGAUUUCGAUGCAAAACAUGUCACUCCGCCCCGUUGCGACUGCCGAGCCGAUCUUGUCGGACGUCAGCUUCGCCAUCCCACGCGGAUCCCUGGCCAUGGUCAUCGGCCCCGUCGGGUCUGGCAAGACAACUCUGCUCAAAGGGCUGCUCGGGGAGGUCAAGGACCAGAACGGCGGCUCCGUCACGGUCGCGAGCAAGCAGAUUGCGCUGUGCGUUCAAGUACCCUGGCUGCCCAACACGACAAUUCGAGAGGCCAUCUCCGGCUAUGUGGAGGAGGGGCAAAAUGUCGACCAGGCGUGGUAUCGGAGAUGCUUGCACGCUUGCGCGCUUGACUACGAUCUUGAUCGCCUUGCAGAUGGCGAAGAAACCCGUGUCGGCAGUGCGAGCACGGUCCUGAGCGGCGGCCAGAGGGCGCGAAUCGCUCUGGCUCGCGCCGUCUAUGCCCGGACCGACAUUAUGCUGCUCGACGACGUGCUGGGCGCCCUGGACACCAACACGCAGGCCACCAUCAUGUCUCGCCUGUUUGGCGACGAGGGCUUGCUGAAGAAGCGCAACGUGACUGUGGUGCUCGCGACGCACGCCACCGAAUUCCUCAAGUAUGCCGACAAGGUCUUGAUUGUUUCCGAUGGAAAGGUCAGGGACGGCGGCAAGGGCGAGAACGCAAUCCCCAAGGAGCUGGUUGAUGCUCUCAAGGCAACUUCCAGCCCGUCGGUGUCCGAGGAGGUCGAGCACAAAGAGCCCGAUGCCAAAGACAAGGCGGAUGAAAUCUCGAAAGCCAAUCGACUGAGUGAUAUGAGCAGAUCGGCCGGCGACCUGGACGUGUACCGCUACUACUUCAAGUCUGUCGGCUGGCCCAAGACGGCCCUCUUUGUCGGGUUUGUCAUUGUUGACGUGUUUUGCAGCAGCUUUAGCACCAUCUGGUUGAAGUGGUGGGCCGAGGUCGACGGUGGCCAAAUCGCGCUAUAUAUGAGCGUCUAUGUCGCCCUGGCGUUCCUGACGUCCGUGGGAACCGGCGGAUACGUCUGGUCCAUCCUCAUUCUCAUCUCUCCGUACACUGCACGGAAGCUGCACGCAGUCCUGCUCCGAGUCGUCAUGAGGGCGCCUCAAUCGUUCUUCUCGGCCACGGACAGCGGGUCGAUUCUGAACCGAUUCAGCCAAGACAUGACCAUCAUCGAGGGACAGCUGCCGAUUGGCAUACUCGUCGCCGUCUCCAAUCUGUUCUCGUCACUUGCGGCGGCGGCUCUGGUCACGACCGGUUCCGUCUACAUGGUUGUAAGCGUCCCGUUCCUCGUCUUCACCAUCUGGGCGCUCCAGCACGUAUACCUUCGGACCUCGCGACAGCUGCGUCUGCUGGACCUCGAAAGCAAGAGUCCGCUGUAUUCCCACUUUUUGGAAACCGUCGGUGGUCUUUCCACCAUUCGCGCGUUUGGAUGGCAAUCGCGGUUCAAGGCCAAGAACGAGAGGCUGCUGGACGACUCUCAGCGGCCGCACUACCUGCUGUACUGCAGCCAGCGGUGGCUCAACCUUGUGUUGGAUCUCAUCGUUGGCGCGCAGGCUGUCCUCGUCAUAGGCCUCGCUGUUGGGCUUCGACGCUCCACCAGCCCGGGCCUCCUCGGUGUCUCCCUGAACAGCAUAUUGUCCUUUAGCGGCGCUCUUUCGUCCCUCGUGUCGGGCUGGACGAUGCUUGAAACCUCGCUCGGCUCGAUUGCGAGGUUGAUGAGCUUCGAGGCCACGGUCAAGCCAGAGGACCAGAGCGGCGAGACGUACCAGCCGCCGCCUAGCUGGCCGGAGCGCGGCGCCAUUGAGUUUCGCCAAGUCACGGCUACCCAUAGUCCCGGGGCCGUGGGCAUCCGCGAGAUUAGCCUGCAGAUCAAGCCGGGCCAGAAGGUCGGCAUUUGCGGGCGCACAGGAAGCGGCAAGAGUUCACUCGUGGCUACUCUUGUGAGACUUCUGGAGAUGGACUCUGGUUCGAUAUUCAUCGACGGCGUCGACAUUGCCACUGUGCCGCGGGAGACGAUUCGCGAGCGACUCGUCAGUCUCCCGCAGGACCCCUUGGUCCUCAACGGCAGCGUGCGCCUCAACGUGGACCCGGAAGAGCGAAGCACCGAGGAGGCGGUGGCGACGGCACUGGACCGCGUGGGGCUCGGGGACCUGGCACAGUCGCGAGGCAUCAUGGCCGACAUCACGGCGACAUCGCUGUCGCGGGGCCAACAGCAGCUGCUCGCACUAGCACGGGCAGUCGUCAAGAAGCAAGCCUGCGGCAGCACCAUCCUGUUGCUCGACGAGGCGACAAGCAACGUCGACGCCGAGACGGACGCAGUGCUGCAGCGCGUUCUGCGUGAGGACUUUUCCGGGUGCACUAGGGUGGCCGUGGCGCACCGCAUCGACACGAUCAUGGAUUCAGACGUAGUUGUGGUCAUGGACUCGGGGCGCAUCGUGGAGGUUGGUGCGCCUGCAGACCUGCUGCGCAAUGAGGAGGGGUGGUUCUCCCAGUUGGCCAAAUCCAAGGAGUAG
Purpureocillium lilacinum is the source of this 4314-nucleotide messenger RNA. RefSeq lists its product as uncharacterized. Gene Ontology annotation, molecular function: ATP hydrolysis activity; ATP binding; ABC-type transporter activity. Gene Ontology annotation, cellular component: membrane. The record is from RefSeq and is a predicted model, not a curated record. Lineage: Eukaryota; Fungi; Ascomycota; Sordariomycetes; Hypocreales; Ophiocordycipitaceae. Gene Ontology annotation, biological process: transmembrane transport.